AUGUCUAACCAAGCAUAUCUCGAUCAGCCUGACCUUCACGCUCGAGCACCAUGGCGUUCAGCACUCUUGACCUUCCCCGGAAACCUGAAGGCAGCUCUGAAGGAAGCUCACGAGGAUCCCUCAAAGACUUUGUUCGGUGUCGGACAAGGCAUCCCAAGCCCAUUUGUCACAAAGGUUAUGGCAUCCGCCAGACCCGACUUUAUCUGGCUUGAUGUCGAGCAUGGCAUGUAUGACCGACUUGCCCUUCACGAUUGUAUCCAUGCCGCCCAACAUCACUCCGAGGGAAAGACCAUGGCCAUUGUUCGAGUGCCCAAGCACGACGAGGUCAGUUUGACGACGGCUCUCGAUGCAGGUGCAUCGGGCAUCGUGAUACCUUGCUGUGAGAGUGCAGAAGAGGUUGAAAAGAUUAUCAAGACUAUCUACUACCCACCCGUUGGCCGACGCUCUUUCAGCCCUUGGGUCUUUACCCCCGGCAUCUCCGAUACCUCGCUAUACGAGGAAGAUUCAUUCAACAUGAAGACUGCGAACAGCCAUAUUGCCGUAGUUGCACAGAUCGAAAGCGUGAAAGGAGUCAAGAACGUCCGUGAGAUCGCCGCUGUCGAGGGUGUAUCAGCCAUGUUGUUUGGUCCAGGUGAUUUCUCAGCAGACGCAGGAAUCCCAUUGAAGCUAGGCGGCGAGCCUCAUCCUACGCUAGGUGCUGCCAUCGGGGAGUGGGUGGCUGCUGGACGGGAGAAUGGCAUACCUCUUCUUGGUGCUGCUAUGGGCCCUGGUAUGAUUCCGGGCAUGAUAGAGCAAGGGUAUCGAGGUAUUGUUGUAUCAAUGGAUGUUUGGGGUCUCGCCGGUAUGGUUCACGGCCAGGUUGAACAGGGGAGAAAGGAAGCUCAAGAGGUAGGUAAGUCGUCUGAGAUGAAGGAAAGCAACGGUGUUUGA
Messenger RNA from Fusarium vanettenii 77-13-4, 930 nucleotides. RefSeq lists its product as uncharacterized. Gene Ontology annotation, cellular component: cytoplasm. NCBI's taxonomy places the organism in Eukaryota, Fungi, Ascomycota, Sordariomycetes, Hypocreales, Nectriaceae. The coding region runs from base 1 to 930 and encodes 309 amino acids. Gene Ontology annotation, molecular function: aldehyde-lyase activity. The record is from RefSeq and is a predicted model, not a curated record. The transcript has 5 exons.